This is a messenger RNA of Ceratosolen solmsi marchali, 4150 nucleotides long. RefSeq names its product xanthine dehydrogenase rosy. The transcript is spliced from 24 exons. The record is from RefSeq and is a predicted model, not a curated record. Bases 33 to 4109 code for a protein of 1358 amino acids. Gene Ontology annotation, molecular function: iron ion binding; molybdenum ion binding; xanthine dehydrogenase activity. Lineage: Eukaryota; Metazoa; Arthropoda; Insecta; Hymenoptera; Agaonidae.
ACUAGCUGAAAAAAAAACAAAACAUACAAAUCAUGGACUCAGGAAACAAAAACAAAAGAAGUACUGAAGAGGAUUGUAAUCAAAAUGAGCAGUCAAAUAUUAGCAAUAUUCUUAUUUUUUAUGUAAAUGGCAUAGAGGUGAUUGAAAAAAAUGUUGACCCAAUAUGGACGCUAAUUUAUUAUUUACGAAACAAAUUAUAUUUAGUUGGUACAAAAUUAGGUUGUGCAGAAGGAGGAUGCGGUGCAUGUACUGUAAUGAUAUCAAAAUAUCACCGUUCUUCACAUAAAAUUAUUCACAUAUCGGCAAAUGCAUGUUUAGUCCCAGUUUGUGCCUUGCAUGGUAUGGCCGUUACUACCAUAGAAGGUAUUGGUAGUACCAGAACAAAACUUCACUCCAUACAAGAGCGAAUAGCAAAAUCACACGGUUCGCAAUGUGGUUUCUGUACUCCUGGUAUCGUUAUGUCAAUGUAUGCAUUAUUAAGAAGUAUGCCAAAGCCAACAAUGAAUGAUUUAGAAGUUACUUUUCAAGGUAAUCUUUGUAGAUGUACAGGAUAUAGACCGAUUAUAGAUGGAUUCAAAACUUAUACCGAGGAAUGGGAACAAUCUCAAAGGAUAGCGGAAAUAAAUGUCAAUAGUAGUAGUGAAAAAGUUUGUUCAAUGGGAGACUCUUGCUGUAAAAAAUUGUUCACAUCUGAGCCGACUGAACCUUUGAAAUCAAAAUUUUUACCAUACGAUUCUACUCAAGAACCAAUAUUUCCUCCAAAACUACAGUUAACAGAUAAAUACGAUAACGAAUAUUUAAUUUUGAAAGGAAAAGAGAUUACUUGGUAUAGGCCAACAUGUUUGAAAGAGCUUCUGAUAUUGAAGCAGCAAUUUCCAAACGCUAGAAUCAUCGUAGGAAAUACAGAAGUUGGUAUAGAAAUGAAAUUUAAGAAUUUCAUCUAUCCAGCUGUGAUUUCGCCUACGCAAAUCAAAGAAAUGCGAGAAGUAAUCGAAUUAGAUAAUGCAAUAAAAAUUGGUGCGAGUAUAACUUUGACCGAAGUAGAUGAGAUAUUCAGAUGUCAAAUAAAAACAAAACCUGAAUACAAGACAAGAAUAUUUAAAGUAGCCGUUGAAAUUUUGCAUUACUUUGCUGGCAAACAAAUUAGAAAUGUCGCUGCGCUCGGGGGUAACAUUAUGACAGGAAGUCCGAUAUCCGAUAUGAAUCCUGUAUUAAUGGCUGCAGAUGUAACAUUGAAUGUUUGCAGUUUAGAAAGGGGUUACAGAAGAAUUAAAAUGGAUCAUACAUUUUUUAUAGGAUAUAGACGUAAUAUUAUUGCUGCGGAUGAGAUAUUAGUAUCGAUAGAAAUUCCUUAUUCAAUAUCAAAUCAAUACUUCGUUGCUUAUAAGCAAGCGAAACGAAGAGAGGAUGACAUUGCCAUAGUUAAUUUAGCUCUGACUGUCUUCUUCGAGAGUGGAACGAAUAUUAUUGAAAAAAGUUUAAUGGCUUUCGGUGGUAUGGCGCCAACUACUAUUUUAGCAAGAAAAACUUGUGAAGCUAUGGUAGGACGGAAAUGGAAUGAAGAAAUCGUAGAAUUUAUUACAAAUUUGCUUCUAGAAGAACUCCCACUAUCUGGUGAUGCUCCGGGCGGAAUGAUUUUAUAUCGUCGAGCUUUAACAUUAAGUUUAUUUUUUAAAGGUUUUGUACAUAUAAUGAAGAGACUCAGGAACGACGUACUCGAUUUAGAACCCUUGCCAAAAGAAUUUGAAUCUGCUGCCGAAGGCUUCUCCUAUAUUCCCCCGAAAAGCUCUCAAUACUAUCAAAGAAUUAUUUCCAACGAUAAUUCAACUGAUUUAGUUGGAAAGUCUACUAUUCAUGCUAGUGCCUUUAAACAAGCGACUGGAGAAGCCAUAUAUUUGGAUGAUAUGCCUAAAAUAGUUGGAGAACUAUAUAUGGCAUUUGUACUGUCAACGAGAGCCCAUGCAAAACUUAUAAAAAUUGAUCCAACUGAAGCUCUUGUCAUGGACGGGGUUGUAGCAUUUUAUGAUGCGAAUGACAUACCAAAAGAAAGAAGAUUCGUUGGCUCAAUUGUUCAUGACGAUGAAGUAUUCGUUUCCGAGCGGGUAACGAGUCAAGGACAGAUAAUUGGAGCGAUUGUAGCAAAUGAUCAGUUAACUGCUCAAAGAGCAGCUAAGAUGGUGAAAGUAGAAUAUGAUAAUCUUGAACCAAUUAUAAUAUCGAUCGAGGACGCAAUAAAAGCUAAUUCUUUUUACGAAAGCGAUAAAAAAAUUAUAGUAGGAGAUGUUGACAAAGCAUUUACAAAUUCUCAUCACGUGUUAGAGGGCGAAGUGAGAAUUGGCGGUCAAGAACAUUUUUACUUAGAGACACAUUGUUCGCUUGCAAUUCCACGCGAAGAAGACGAAUUGGAAAUUUUCUGUUCAACGCAACAUCCUUCCGAAAUUCAAAAGCUCGUUGCACAUGUCCUUGAUGUACACAUUAAUAGGAUUAAUGUUCGUGUAAAGAGAAUAGGUGGUGGCUUUGGUGGGAAAGAAUCUCGAUCACAACUUGUUGCUUUGCCCGUCGCGUUUGCAGCUCAUAGAUUAAGAAAACCAGUGAGAUGCAUGUUAGAUCGAGACGAAGAUAUGAUGAUGAGUGGAACAAGACAUCCAUUUCUGCAUAAAUAUAAAGUCGGGUUUACCAACAAUGGUUUAAUCAAUGCCAUAGAAAUUCAUAUUUACAGUAAUGUUGGUUAUUCCUUAGAUCUCUCAACCUCUGUUUUAGACCGUGCCAUGUUUCAUUUUGAAAAUUCUUACAAAAUACCCGCUGUUAAAGUUUAUGGAUACUUGUGCAAAACUAAUUUACCAUCUAAUACAGCUUUUCGAGGUUUUGGCGGACCUCAAGGAAUGUUUGCUGCUGAACAUAUUAUUCGUCAUAUCGCAGAUUAUCUGGGCCGCGAUGUUAUUCAAAUUUCAGAAAUGAAUUUAUACAAAGAAGGGGAUGUAACUCACUAUCAGCAAAAACUUGAAAAUUGUACAUUGAGACAAUGUUGGACCGAAUGUCUUGCUUCAGCAAACUAUAAAGAACGAAUAGAAAAAGUAGAGAAAUUCAAUAGAGAGCACAGAUUCAGAAAAAGAGGUUUUGCUGUUGUGCCUACAAAAUUUGGCAUUUCAUUUACAACACUUUUUUUAAAUCAAAGUGCGGCACUCAUUCACAUAUACACUGACGGCUCUGUACUUGUGAGUCACGGGGGUGUUGAAAUGGGUCAAGGAUUGCAUACAAAAAUGAUUCAGGUAGCUAGUCGAAUUUUAAAAGUAAACCCAGAUAAAAUACACGUGUCUGAAACAGCCGUAGACAAAGUUCCAAAUACUUCAGCAACAGCAGCUAGUGCAGGUUCAGAUUUAAAUGGAAUGGCUGUUAUGAAUGCAUGCAAAGAAAUUAUGAAUCGUAUCCAAUAUAUCAUAGAUUCUGAUCCAAAUGGAACGUGGGAAAAGUGGAUAAAUAAAGCUUAUUUGGAUAGAGUUAGUCUGUCGGCAACUGGAUUUUAUAAAACUCCCAAUAUAGGCUAUAGUAUGGCUACAAAUACUGGAAUGGUAUUUAACUAUUUUACAUAUGGCACUGCUUGUGCCGAGGUUGAAAUUGAUUGCCUUACCGGGGAUCAUCAGGUUUUACAAAUUGACAUUGUAAUGGAUCUUGGAGAGAGUUUAAAUCCAGCUAUAGAUAUUGGUCAGGUAGAAGGUGGAUUCAUUCAAGGCUAUGGAUUAUUUACUAUGGAAGAAAUGAUUUAUUCUCCAACAGGAAUUCUUUUUAGUCGAGGUCCAGGAACUUAUAAAAUACCAGCAUUUACAGAUAUUCCUUUAGAAUUUAAUGUAUCAUUAUUAAAAGGAGUUUCUAAUCCUAGAGCAGUGUUUUCAUCAAAGGCUGUAGGAGAACCACCAUUAUUUUUAGCAUCUUCUGUUUUUUUCGCAAUCAAAGAAGCUAUUAAAGCAUCUCGAGCUGAAAUGAAUAUUCAUGGAUAUUUUAGAUUAGAUUCACCAGCAACUGCUGCUCGUAUAAGGAUGGCCUGUAUCGAUCCACUUAUAAAAAAGAUUGAAAACGGAGAUGGAAAAAAAGCUUGGAACAUAGUGCCAUAGAGACUAUUAUGUAUAAAGAUAAAUAUAACCAUGUAUUUACG